AUUGUUUUAAAGCAUACACGCUGAAAUUGUACCUUCAACUUCUCAAGAGGUAAUUCGGAUAGCGACGUAACCUCGUAGGAUGACAUAUGCUAUUUUGUUCACACUCGUUACCUUGUUAUAUAAGCUGAAGAUUUUCAUCCUGAAAAUAUUCCAAUUAAUAAUUUUGAAGCUCUCCAUUAAUGCGUACCUUCAGUCCUCAUGGUGCGAUCUUGAAAAGAAUAAUACAAAAUUGCCAAAAAUACCUCAACAUAUAUCAUUUGUUAUUUUUGAAGAAAUUUUCUCUGCACAAGAUAUUGCUAAUUUAAUAAUGUGGUGUUCUGCCAUUGGUGUUUCUUACCUGUCCAUGUCUGACAUGAAAGGCAAUAUCCUACACCUAAGAGAUAGUAUUGACGAAUUUGUCAAAGAAAUGGGAUUUGCUGUCGAGAGAAACAAGGAAUUCAAAUCUUCUGUGAAAUACAGUCCUAUGUUUUAUGCAUCAACAAUGCUAUCCCAAAUAACUGUCAAUUAUCUUAGUUGUGAUGAUGGGUUCGAUCAGAUAUGUAAGUCGGCGCGUCAUCUUAGCACUCACUGCGAUAAGUUAACUGACGAGAAAGUUGAUGAGACUAUAAAGGAAUUAACUAAAGUCCCAGACGUCGACCUCACGAUACAUUCUGGACUAUGUUCGAGUUUCUGUGGUUUACUUCCAUGGCAGAGCCGGUUUUCUGAGUUCAUACGAUGUCCUUCGGUCAGAGGCCUUCAGGAAUCUGAUUUCCAUCAGAUUAUGCACCGUUUUGGGACGGUAAAGCAACGUUGGGGUCGUUGAUUCAAUGCAAUUUAACCGUUGAGAUUAAAUAUUCGCGAUAUAUAGUCACAAGAAUCUUUUGUAGUAAUAGUAACCUCUGUAAGUCUUUCUCUAUGUGUUGCGACAUUUCUCACUGCUGUUAAUAACAAUUAUCGCUGUUGUUUCAUGAAUCCUAAAAGUUACUUGUCCAAUGUAAUUUCUUUAGCCGGUAAUUUUGUCUAAUUUGUCUUGCCUGUUAUUUUUUAUUUCACGGGACAAGUUGUAUUUCUUGUCCUCCUCUUUCAUAUCCCAUUGAUGUUUAUUCUCAUUAUGUUUUUUCCCUAAAUUUCAAACAGUUCGAAGUAGUGUUAAAACUAAACUGUAUGUUUUCUAAGUCAACCCAUACAUGUACAUAAAAGGUGUAUCGCUUUAGCAGUUUUAUACAUUUCAUAGCAGUUAUCGUGUACUGUACCUCUGAAAUAGAAAACGAAAUUUUUCUAUACUACUUUAUCUUUUGUUAAACUUUGGUUGCUCGUUUGUUGUUUGCAAGUCUGUUCGAAAUACACUUACAUUACAAUUAGUCUGAACAGAUUUAUUUAUUUUUUAAAUGAAUGUCGUAGUUCAUCUUCACACCGUAUGCGAAUAUUCUAUUGUAAAUGCAACUAUUGAUAAAUAAAUUCUUUACAUUCAGGUA
Trichobilharzia szidati is the source of this 1454-nucleotide messenger RNA. NCBI's taxonomy places the organism in Eukaryota, Metazoa, Platyhelminthes, Trematoda, Strigeidida, Schistosomatidae. The record is from the annotation of a GenBank genome assembly.